UAGCACAUACGAAUACGAUAGCUGUUUGAGUUUGGCUAGUAACAUCUUAAGACUAUGGCAACUAGGAAACGAAGUGAAGUCUGGCUCUAUUUUGAAGAGCAUGAAUACAUUUCAGCUAAAGUUGUGUGCCAGAUCUGUUCAGACACGGUCAUUCAUAGUGGAAACACCAGUAAUAUGCUAAAGCAUUUAAAAACUAAGCAUGAAAGUGAAUAUUCUGAACUUGAAAACAAGAAGAAAAAGGAACUGGAACAGUCAGAAACACCAACUACAAGCAAGACAAAACAGAUGUCAUUGCUGGAUAGCUUCAGCAGAAUUGGUGCAGGUGGAAAAUAUCCAGAUGAAUCGCCAAAAAAGAAAGCCAUUACGAACAAGUUGCUAAAAAUGAUUGCAAUCGACCUUCAGCCACUUUCUAUCGUGGAGGACGAGGGAUUUGUUGCUUUUGUCAGACAACUUGAUCCCAGAUAUGAAAUUCCCAGCAGACGAUCCCUGAUGCGAACGCAUUUUCCUGAUCUACUUAAAAACAGUCAAGCAAUCGUUGAGUCAAAUUGAGCAGAAGCAACUGACAUUACAAUUACUAGAGAUUUAUGGACUU
Molecule: messenger RNA, 592 nt
Organism: Macrobrachium nipponense
Lineage: Eukaryota; Metazoa; Arthropoda; Malacostraca; Decapoda; Palaemonidae
Product: E3 SUMO-protein ligase ZBED1-like
Exons: 2
Coding region: 55-549 (164 amino acids)
Biological process (GO): regulation of transcription by RNA polymerase II
Cellular component (GO): nucleus
Molecular function (GO): DNA binding
Source: RefSeq, a predicted model, not a curated record